AUGCCAAACACACCGAUUCCACUGUAUGUCCCAAGAGCUGCAAGGGUUUUUCCGCUGAUGCAGGGUUAUGUGACGUUUUCCGAGCGGACCCUGAUAUAUCAUUUUGAUGGGAAUAAAUAUUUUUUGCAAUUACCGCGUCGGAUUCUACAGAUGUACCCCUUGAACGUCCCGUUUCAUUUGAACUACGUUGUGAUGGUCUUUUCAAAUUCGAUCACUAUUAAUCGACUUCUUCUGAAAGAUAACGUCCUUGAAAACACAACGAUUUAUGUGCUCUCGACACUUGUCGACAACGUUCAGGACUUUUCCGUUUCAAUUGUUAACGGCGUGUUACGAUGCUUGUUAUUGUACAACUAUUCAUUCCUCUUCGCUUUUGAAACAACACCAAAUGUUUUGAGGAAGGAGAAUUUACUCGAGAGCGAGACUGAGUACACCGCAUCCAACAAGAUCAAAGAAGACAAAACAAAAGGCACAACAAAUCAAAAACCAAAGGAAUCCCUUAAGACAUCCCUCAGGUUCCUUCAAAAACGAUUUGUCUGUGUAGCAUCAAGUAAAGUCGAAUACAUCGGAAAUACUGAGGGCGUAUUCAUCGUGUCAGACACAGCAGAAUUGAAGGUCGUCAGCAAAGAGGUUCCCGUGAAAAUCACGGCUGGGAGCGUCGUCUUUGGGAACCAAAACGCGAAGGAUAAUUUGGCGAUUAUAACGAAAAACGCAGUCAUCUUUGGCGAAGUCAACGAGACGGGACUGAAUGAAAUAGCAAGGAAGGCUCUUACAAAACCCGUGAAAUCAUUGUGUUGUGGAUGCUUUGAAAAUACAUUAUUGGUUGCGUGCGGAUUCCAAGACAAAACGAUGUUAUAUAAAUGGAAAACAACUGUCGCCGAAGAAGAAUACCCCAACGGAAAGUUGACACUUGCAUAUUCAUUCUCUUUAAACGAAGACAGUCUUAUGCUUGUCGUCUCUGGCGAAAGCGUCUCGGGCAUGUACGAACUACAACUUCAAAGAGAUGAAAGUAUUAUGUUACCACUCCUCCCUAUCUCAGACCGAACACUCAACUUGGCGUAUGAAGAACAGAAAAAAGCGGAAUUCACUAAAAAGUUGGUUGCUUACAAAGAAAACGAAAAGGCAAAAGCAGCAGAAUACGUGAAAAAGAGUAAAGAGGAGUUUGGAGAAGGACUCCACCAAUCCGUCGAAUCCCUUAACUCAAGUUUGAGUCUUGACGAGCGUAGUGAGGAAGACAGACUUCUUAAUGUUCAGUUGGAAGUGCCCGAGAUCGAACAGUGUUACUUCGAUAUAUUAUCAUCAUAUAUGAAAGAGUACGAACAAAUCAACCAAUCUCUCGACGAAGCAACAAAAUUGGUGAGUGGUAUUAAUGAGCUUUUCGGGAGGUUCGACGAUUCCAUGUCACAGUUUAACGCACUCCAGACAGUCCUUCAGUCAAUUUGA
This is a messenger RNA of Entamoeba invadens IP1, 1440 nucleotides long. RefSeq lists its product as hypothetical. The transcript has a single exon. Lineage: Eukaryota; Evosea; Mastigamoebida; Endamoebidae. The coding region runs from base 1 to 1440 and encodes 479 amino acids. The record is from RefSeq and is a predicted model, not a curated record.